Beauveria bassiana ARSEF 2860 is the source of this 2280-nucleotide messenger RNA. RefSeq names its product RNA exonuclease. Gene Ontology annotation, molecular function: nucleic acid binding; exonuclease activity. The coding region runs from base 1 to 2280 and encodes 759 amino acids. Lineage: Eukaryota; Fungi; Ascomycota; Sordariomycetes; Hypocreales; Cordycipitaceae. The transcript has a single exon. Gene Ontology annotation, cellular component: nucleus. The record is from RefSeq and is a predicted model, not a curated record.
AUGGUGACAUAUCUACGAAACAAGUUCAAAAGAGUCCAGACAAUCGCUCGCAACUUCCUCGGCCUGUCCCUCGACGACAGCGCUGCCGCAGCCAUCACCGCCUCAUCCAUGGCCGAUGACGAGCUCAAUGCCGCUCCGGCCGGCACCGACGCCGUUCUUGCCUCUGCCGGCGCCGGCGAUGCGGCCCAGCCCAGCAGCGAGCGCAGCAGUCUGAAGCGCGCGAGUCCCCACGACGGGCACGACGAGCCCGCCGCCGAGAAGAAGCCCAAGACGGACGACACGGCCAAGCACGGCGACGACGACGACGAUGAUGAUAGCAAGGAGCAGUGGCAGACAGUCAGCCGCUCGAACAAGAAAAAGUCGAAAAAGCUGCCGCGGCCGGGCAAAAACUACCCGUCCAUCACCUUCUCGCCCGGAGCGCGGCUACAGUCCAAGAUUGGCGUCAGCCACCUUCGCGACCUGGUGACGUACAUUUUCGCCGACGGCGCCGGCCCGCAGUGGUGCGCCGUGAUGCACCGCCCUGCGUUUCGCAAAAUUGUCGCCGUCAUGGUGCCGGGACUCGAGGAGGCCAUGUUUCGGCCCGGUGUAGAUCUGACCACCUUUAACGAAACGCGCGAUGAUGAUCUUGCAACAGCAGCAGCGGGGCAAUCGUCGUCAUCGUCGUCGUCGAAAACGGAACCGAAAAAGGACGCGUCCCCGGAUGAUUACUACCCGCGGCCGCUAGACAAGACACAGCUGCCAGAGGCGCUGCGGCCGUUUGCCGACAUAUUUCCGCAUCUGUGGCCGGUCAAGACGCCCGGCGACGACCGCCACGGCAAGAUGCACUCCCCGAUGGCGGCGUUUCUCAGCACGCCCGCGCCCAAGGAGAAGAAGCAGGGCGUCAAGCCCGCGCGCGAGCCCUCCGGGUGGAAGAAUGAGCGCACGCGCAUCACCGAGUUUCUCGCCACGCCGGCGGAGCUCGCAGAGAACGGGUACCUGGUGCAUCCGGCGCUGCUACCAACCGAUACCGCCGCGGCGCGCGACGCCUUUGUCCUGCCGGAAGGCUGGGUGCGCACGGUGGUGGAGCGUGCCGAGAACGGCGACGCGCCCGAGGCGGAGGUGCAGCAGGGCAGCGUGACGGCGGGCAGGACGGUGCUGGCGCUCGACUGCGAAAUGUGCCUCACGGGCGAGGACGAGUUUGCGCUGACGCGCGUCAGCGUCGUCGACUGGUCGGGCGACGUGGUGCUCGACGAGCUGGUGCGCCCGGCCAAGCCCAUCACCGACUACCUCACGCGCUUCUCCGGCAUCACCGCCGAGAUGCUCGCGCCCGUGACCACGACGCUCGCCGACGUGCAGGCGCGGCUGCUGACGCUCCUCACCCCGCGCACCAUUCUCGUCGGCCACUCGCUCGAGUCCGACACCAAGGCGCUGCAACUCACGCACCCCUUCAUCGUCGACACCUCGCUGCUGUUUCCGCACCCGCGCGGCCCGCCGCUCAAGUCGUCGCUCAAGUGGCUCGCCGAAAAGUACCUCUCACGCAGCAUACAAAAGGGCGGGGCCGCCGGCCACGACGCCGUCGAGGACGCCCGCACAUGCCUCGACCUCGUCAAGCAAAAGUGCGAAAAGGGCCGCGCGUGGGGCACGCCCGACGCGCAGGGCGAGAACCUCUUUCGGCGCCUCGCGCGCGCCGGCACCGCGUACAAGGCCCAGGGCGGCGACGCGGCCCUCGGCGGCGUCGAGGUCGGCAAGACGAGCGCGGCCGUCGACUGGGGUGACCCGGGCAAGGGCUACGGCGCCGGCGCGACUGUGCGCUUCGGCUGCGCGUCAGACGAAGAAGUCGUCGCCGCCGUGCUGCGCUGCGUCAACGGCGACGCCGACGGUAAAGAGGUCCGCGGGGGCGGCGUCGACUUUACCUGGGCGCGGCUGCGCGAGCUCGAAGCCCGGCAGGGCUGGUGGAACACGAACCGUAUCAACAGCAACGGACUCGCCGCUGCAGAAGCCGAGAAGGAGGCGGAGGAAGAGGAGGAUCUGGAGCGCUGCGUAGCGAGGCUCACGCAACGCAUCGAGCGCAUUCACGCCGCGCUGCCGCCGUGCACCGCGCUCCUCGUGUACAGCGGCUCCGGCGACCCCCGACGCAUGGCCGCGCUGCAGGCCGUGCAGGCGCGCUGGCGAAAAGAGUACAACACGCCCGGCCGCAAGUGGGACGAGCUGAGCGUGCAGUGGACAGACGUCGAGGAGCAGGCGCUGAAGCGGGCGGCGCAAAAAGCGCGGUCGGGCAUCGGCUUCAUCACGGUCAAGUAG